This is a messenger RNA of Corythoichthys intestinalis (scribbled pipefish), 5752 nucleotides long. It is a transcript of the gene msantd2, whose product is annotated as myb/SANT-like DNA-binding domain-containing protein 2. NCBI's taxonomy places the organism in Eukaryota, Metazoa, Chordata, Actinopteri, Syngnathiformes, Syngnathidae. Bases 122 to 1774 code for a protein of 550 amino acids. The transcript has 4 exons. The record is from RefSeq and is a predicted model, not a curated record.
AUUUUGAUAAGAUAUUUUAGGCGCAUCAAGCACCUGAGUUUCAUCCACGAAGUCCACGCCGCACUUUUGUUCAUGCCUAAGUGUUGCCUUCCCUCCCACCAACCUUAGCAACAGAGUGAACAUGGCGGCGUCCAGCAACGCAGAACAAUCACCAGAACUAUCCAGGCCUCUAAAGAUACCGAAAACGGAGGUGCCAUCCCCAGAGUCCGAGGAUUUGAGUGACAGUAACCAAUACCACUCAGGUCCCUCAACACCCAACCGCUUUUCGCCGUUGAACGUGAGCUCCGGAAACGCUGCUCGGACGGCGGCCUCAUCCUCCAACAACUACACUGCGUGUCGGGGGAUGUCGUGGACCCCUUCCGAAACAAACGCACUCAUUGCGGUGUGGGGAAACGAAAGGCUAACAGAGGCCAAGAUGCAGCAGCUGGAAGUCGCGGGGACCAUGUUCACCGGUAAGGCCCCAGGCCCCGCCAUGUAUGAGCGAGUGUCCAGAGCCUUGUCGGAGUUGGGCUACGAGAGGACCCCGUCUCAAUGCCGGGAGAGGAUGAAGACACUUCGGCGUUGUUACAGUCGUGUGAAGGAGCAUGGCAUUGGCAAGAGGAAGAGCAGUUACACUAUAGAACAAUUGGAAAAGGUGUUUGGUCAGGGAGGCUGGGACUCCCAGACCUGUGCUCCUGUGCUCAUCAACAGUAGCGGACUUUACCAGGAGAUGGAGUCUGAUGGCAGUACCUUGGAAGAUUUCUCCCAGGAGGACUGGUGCAAUCAGGUGCUUGACUCAGCUUUCCAGGAGGGAGACAUGGACCCCGAAAUACAGAUGCCGAAAAGCAGAGCUCUUCAUAUUCAAGUAGAGCACCAAGAGCACAUCCAAAAAAAGGAGACUAUGCAGACACUGAUACGUAUCCUGGAGUCUGUGCAGCUCAAAUGGGAGCACUUUCAGACUUGGACCGAGUUUUCACGCCUUCACCUCUCCAACAAGCUAGCCAUCUUCGGCAUUGGCUACGACACCCGUUGGCGAGAAGAAGUGCGUUACCAUCAUGCUGAGAUAAGUUCACAGGUUCCACUGGGAAAGAGGCUUCGUGAAUAUUUCAAUCCAGAGAAACCUGAGGGCAAAAUUGUUAUGACUAAAGUUCAAAAGAUGAAUUGGAAGAACGUCUACUACAAGUUCCUGGACAUUACCAUCAGUGAAGCGCGCUGCCUGGAGCUGCACAUGGACGUAGACUGGAUACCUGUUUCCUUAUCCAGGGACGCUGGGUGUAGCAUGUCGACAUCCCGUUACCUUCUACCUGGGGAUAUCCCGAAAACAUACGGACUCUAUGCUAUCGGUUAUGAGAUGUCGUCGUCGGGUCGGAACUCUCCCCAAAGUGAUAUCCAGAACUGUAGCUUACCUCAAUUUGAGUCAGAGAAUUUGUCAUCAAAUCAGGCUGAUGGAGAAGGAGCAGGGAAUAGUAGCAACACUGGAACAAAAGUCACUUACUGCUACCUUGGUAUUGCUGAAGAUAGGAACAUUCAACAGUGUCUCUUGCAGAAUUUUCAGAUUUCUGCCAAACACUAUUUCGAAAGUGUGCCCUCUUCGGUGACUCAUUUUCUGCAAGAAAACUGUCGCAGCGGUGUCUUAAAUGAUCCAGUGGGAGGCGGAGCCUUAGCGAGGUGUUUACCUAUUUACAUCAAAUUCAUAGAGGUGGAUCUGGACUUCUUGUCUGCAGGUUCCUUAGUGGAGUGCCUGGAAACUGCUAUUGGUUAUUCUUUGAAGUACAAUAUUAAUGGACCAUUUUAACUGCCAUGUUUAAAUGUGUAUUUCAAAUCGGGUCGGAGCAGUAUGGCGCAAAGGGGACAAAUUACGUCGUGAUUGGUUCUUAAAGGUCCUAUGAAAUGGCAACCAUGUCAAAAAGUAAUGCACUAAUGUAAUUUUAUGUGUAGAAAAUGAAUUGCCACUCAAAUCUCGCUCUCUUUUACCAUUUCAUAGUUAUUCCAUCCCAAAAAAAUGCAUCAAUGUCAACGCCCAUUUUUUUCUUCUUCAGCAAUGGUUUGACAUCACAACCAGAAUUAAUUUUCGAGCUUUUUAGUGCUGCGCUAACUAGUACAUGUUGACAGAACAGUCAUAUGGCAACAACAGAAUAGAAAGCCUAUGGAUUGCAUGCUAGUAGACGGCAAACAUCUGCAGCUCAAUCUUGGUGUGAUAUCUUCUGUUUGGAGAUUUUCUUUUGUAGGCGGGGCCAAAGGAGCUGAGAAAGGAAGAAUAAUUUAGGAUCUUUCAUUAUUAAGCCUUUUCUGUCACUUUUUGGGAUGGACUUGUGUCAAAAAAUAUCGUCUGCUAUCAUUUCAGUGACUUGUAGCAUUUUAUAGAACCUUUAAGACUAAAAUCAAGUCUAUGAUAAGGCUUUGUCAAUGAAAAUUGGAAAAGUUAAAAAGCUGUUUUUCGCUUAUUUCAAACAGUCACAAAGCGUGUGCUACUUGUUUUUUCCGAAAGAAUGUUGGAAUUUUGCUAAGGUGGCUAUGUAUCAGUCUACCUCAGUAGGAUUAGGAAUAUCAGAUGCAUUACUAAAGCUUCCUAAACAUUGACAAAUUUAUACAAUACGCCAUACUUUCAUACUAUAAGGCACACCUAAAAGCCUUCAAUUUCCUCAAAUACGACAGUGCGCUUUAUAAUCCGAUGCGCCUUAUAUAUGAAUCAACAUUGAUCAUGGCAUGACAUUCCCUUUAGCGCAUAUUCAUCUAAUGGAUGCAUAACACAAUCCCAACUACUACAGUGAUCCCUUGUUUUUCGCGGUUAAUGGGGACCAGAACCCGCCGCGAUAAGUGAAAAACGGCAAAAAAGUAAGUAGUAAUACAUAUGACAUGUUUUUUCACUUUUUUCCCAAAGUAUAAUUAAAAAAAUAACUUAUGUAUAUAUAUUUUAAUGUUUUAAAGCACUUCAAGUGUAAUAAUUAUAGGUUUUAAAAAUGUUACUGUCCCACCGAAUUAUUUUUAAACAAGAAUAAAGUAGAAAAAUGCUUGUCUUUAUUAAAUGCUUUAUUGAGUGAGUCCACUCAAAUUUACUGUUUAAAAAGCUAAACGAUGAUUGACGCAUGCGGCCCUCUGGAGUUUCGGCUUCCUAGCAUCUCUGGCAAGAUCAAACCUUAACAUCUGUCAAUCAUCAUCAAUUUUAAUAAGCAACUCCAGUGCACUGCCAGACCAAGAAAAGCAGCUGGAGGGAGAGGGAGACUAGGUGAUCGGACCGAAAAAGCUCAUCUGUAUUUAUUGAUUUAUUUUUUAUUUGAAAAGAAAAUCUGCAAUGUACUGAAGGCCCGAAGUUUGAAGCGCGAAGUAGCGAGGGAUCACUGUACUACUACUACUAGUACUGCUGCGCCUUAUAAUGCAGUGCGCUCUAUGUAUGAAAACAGUUUUGAAGUAGGCCAUUCAUUGACCGUGACAGUGCGCCUUAUACUCCUAUGCUCCUUAUAGUGCGGAAAAUACACAAUAUUCAUUAAUCUUCCGAACCGCUUGUCCUCACGAUAUACGUUGUAUAUGUAUAUAUACAGCUCACUAGCCUGUGAACAUCAGUAAAUAAGCCGCACUGCACUAUAAACCGCAAAGUUCAAAGUGUAUGGGAGGAAGUAGGGACUUACAGUUUAUUACAUUUAUUGCAGCUUCAUUUUGCCAGUGACAGAUUAAUUUUUUUUAAUGAAAAGUAAAAAAUAAUUUGCAUUUCAUUGAGAGACAUAAAUAUUUGAUUCCAUAGCAAAACAUGAUUAAUUCAAAGCACUUGUUGGCUAGAUGUUUCCUGUACUUUGUAAUCGCUUAUUAGGUUAGCACAUGCAUCAAAAAGUCCACUCCUUUAGUCCACUCCUCUCUCCAGAUCAUUUUCAAAUCCUUGAGGUUUUGAAGCUGUGUCUAGAAACUCCAGGCUUAGGCUCUCUCCAUGGAUUUUCUAUAAGAUGAACACGGAUCUCUGGUGGUCAGCUUAAAAAAUAUAUAUACUGGGUAUCAAAUUUUGUUUUUCCUCCAAACAAGUUUGUACUACACUCAUCGGAUUAAAGUCUUAUAAAACCUCUCCAUACGAAAUACAGUGGUACGAAAAAGUAUCUGAACCUUUUGGAAUUUCUCACAUUUCUGCAUAAAAUCACCAUCAAAUGUGAUCUGAUCUUUGUCAAUAUCACAGAUUAAAAUACAGUGUCUGCUUUAACAACUACCACCCAAACAUUUAUAGGUUUUCAUAUUGCAAUGAGGAUAGUCAGCAAACAAUGACAGAAGAGGGAAAUUAGUAAGUGAACCCUUUGCCUAAGGAGACUUAAAGAGCAAUUGAAACCCAUUUUUACCUAACUUUUUCUGCUUUAACAACUACCACCCAAACAUUUACAGGUUUUCAUAUUUUAAUGACGAUAGUAAGCAAACAAUGACAGAAGAGGGAAAAUUAGUAAGUGAACCCUUUGCCUAAGGAGACUUAAAGAGCAAUUGAAACCAAUUUUUACCAAACUUUUUCUGCUUUAACAACUACCACCCAAACAUUUAUAGGUUUUCAUAUUUUAAUGAGGAUAGUAAGCAAACAAUGACAGAAGAGGGAAAAUUAGUAAGUGAACCCUUUGCCUAAGGAGACUUAAAGAGCAAUUGAAACCAACUUUUACCAAACUUUUUCUGCUUUAACAACUACCACCCAAACAUUUACAGGUUUCCAUAUUUUAAUGAGGAUAGUAAGCAAACAAUGACAGAAGGGGGAAAAUGAGUAAGUGAACCCUUUGCCUAAGGAGACUUAAAGAGCAAUUGAAACCAAUUUUUACCAAACAUUUUAAGUCAGGUGUGUGCCCAAUCACUGAUGAGUGGUUUAAAGCUGCCCUGCCCAUUAUAAAACAUACAGCUCUCAGAGGACCUGCGACCAAGGGUUGUUGAUUUGUAUAAAGCUGGGAAAGGAUAAAAAACCAUCUCUAAAAGUGGCCGUCCACAAAAGAUGAUGCCAAAGGUUCAGCGCAGAAUACUCAGAGUAAAAAAGAACCCUAGAGUGUCUGCUAAAGACUUACAGAAAUCACUGGGGAAAUCACUGUGCACGCAUGAACUAUAUGUGAAACUAUGGCCAAGAAAUGUGUUUUUUGGUGACUGAUGAAACCAAAGUUGAAUUGUUUGGGAGUGACACACAACGUCAUGUGUGGAGGAAAAAUGGGAUAGCUCACCAACAUUGAGACCUCAUCCCCACCGUGAAGCAUGGUGGAGGGAGCAUCAUGAUUUGGGGCUGUUUGGCUGCCUCAGGGCCUGCACAACUUGCAAUCAUUAAUGGAAGAAUGAGUUCAAAGGUUUAUCAGGAUCUUUUGCAGGAAAACCUGAGGUCGUCAGUCAAACAGUUGAAGCUAAAAAGAAGAUGGAUGCUGCAACCAGACAAUGAUCCAAAACACAGAAGUAACUCAAGUUCAGAAUGGUUUCAGAAGAACAAAAUACACAUUCUGGAGUGGCCAAGUCAAAGUCCAGACUUGAACCCCAUUGAGAUGCUGUGACCUAAAGACAGCGAUUCAUGCCAGACAUCCCAGGAAUCUGACUUAACUACAGCAGUUUUGUAGAGAACAAUGGGCCAAGAUUAGUCCUGAUCGAUGUGCCAGACUGAUUUGGUGCUACAGGAAGCGUCUUGUUAUUACUGCCAAAGGCGGGGGGCACAAAAUAUUAAAUGUGAGAGUUCACUUACUUAUUUUUCCCCCUUCUGUCAUUGUUUGCAUGCUAUUCUCAUUAAAAUAUGAAAACCAAUAAUUGUUUGGGUGGUUUUAGUUCAAGCAGACACUGCUUUUUCCAUCUA